Messenger RNA from Astyanax mexicanus (Mexican tetra), 1869 nucleotides. It is a transcript of the gene rcan1b, whose product is annotated as regulator of calcineurin 1b. Gene Ontology annotation, cellular component: cytoplasm; nucleus. Gene Ontology annotation, biological process: calcium-mediated signaling. Gene Ontology annotation, molecular function: calcium-dependent protein serine/threonine phosphatase regulator activity; nucleic acid binding. Lineage: Eukaryota; Metazoa; Chordata; Actinopteri; Characiformes; Acestrorhamphidae. The record is from RefSeq and is a predicted model, not a curated record. The coding region runs from base 381 to 1007 and encodes 208 amino acids. The transcript has 4 exons.
UCCUUCCAGUGGAUUAGCGUCAUCUCCGGUUUAGAAACCGAAUCAAUCGGGCUCCGCUUUUACAGCAUUAAGUUACACAGACUGAAUUCUGAAUAAUCCGGAUUACCGGUGGCGGCGGUGUAUUGGGUGGGCCUGUGUUAGCCCCCGGACUGCAUGGGGGUCCGGUUAUGUGCGGCAGUGCAGGCGGUGGUGAACGGCUUUGUUGUGGCUCGAGAUCCCCGCGGCUCCGCUGCGGAGGAGGAGAAGAGGAACCGGGAGCGGAGCAGCAGCAGCACGGCAUGAACCCAGCCCCCCGCCCCGAGCCCCGGCUCCGCGCCUGAUCCACACACCGCCUCCCCACCGCCACCGCCGCACCUACUGCUGCCCACCGGAGCGCCGCCAUGCAGGAGCCCGAGAACGGCGAGGGCGGGGCGGCGGCGGCGGAGGUGCAGGUGAGCGAGCAGCCGAACGCGCUGAUCGCCUGCAAAGUCCCGGAGGAGGUCUUCACCGCCCGGCCGCUGAAGGAGCAGUUCGAGGCCCUGUUUCGGCAGUUUGAUGCAGGAGUUUCUUUCCAGUUCUUUAAAAGCUUCCGGCGCGUCCGGAUUAACUUCACUGAUGCUCUGUCUGCUGCUGAAGCUCGAGUGAAGCUCCACAAGAGUGAUUUCAACGGCAAGGAGAUGCGCCUCUAUUUCGCCCAGUCUGUGCACAUUGGCAGUCCUCGUCUAGAGCCUCCAAAGCCAGAGAAGCAGUUCCUCAUCUCCCCUCCUGCGUCUCCUCCAGUGGGCUGGGCUCAAUCUCAGGACGCUACGCCGGUUAUUAACUAUGACCUGCUGUGUGCUGUCUCCAAACUCGGCCCAGGUGAGAAAUACGAGUUACACUCUGGAACCACGACGACUCCCAGCGUGAUCGUGCACGUGUGCGAGGACGACAGUUCGGGCGGGGAAGAGGAAACCGAGGGGGGGAAGCGCGCCCGUCCCAAAAUCAUACAGACCCGGCGCCCAGACUACUCUCCCUCCGUCAAGCAGUGAACCCGGAGGCGAGGAGGACAUUUCAUCUAGUUGACUAACCUGGCACAGCUCCAGGAGACACGGUCAUGCAGUUCGUCCUCCCUACUGCCAGGGGGCAGCACGUGUAAAGCGCCUCUUCCUGAUAGGGAGGUACCCAUUCUCAUCAUCUCACGUGGGUUUGAGUUCAUGCUGGUUAAUUGCAGUGGAAGCAGAGAUUUAGAAGUCUGACUUUUUAUUUCUUUAAACGAAAUCUUUCUUCAAUGUAUGUAAACUAAAGAAAGUGUACUUGGGGUGCGCCGCCCGUCUCUCCCCUCCCCCCGUUUUACUCGAAAAGGAAAAAAGAAGUUGUCUAGCACAGAACUUGUUCAUGUCUGGAUGCUGACCGUACGUUGUCGGAGGCCGCCGGUGUAGGCCUGCUAUUUGUCGAUAUCUGUAUAGCAGCUUGUCGUCCACGUCUAUAUUGAUUCUCGUCUUCUGCAAAAAUGUCGUUAGCGUUGCUGAAAUUUCCACAAGUCUCCUCUAAAUAUUAUGCACUUUAAGAAUAGAGCCUUAUAAUGUGAUAUACCUAACAUUAUUAAGUAUUUGUCGCAGAAUAUCGACUGUGUUACCGCAUCGCUCUGUUGUGUUUUACUGUCUGUAGGCGUUAGACUCGUCAUCACCGCUGUCAAGAGGACAAAGAACAUGUUGCAGUGGAAUCUUGUGAUUUUCAGCAGAAUUGACGUACUGUAUCUACAGUAUUUGUUGUAUUUGAAUGUAAACCACAUCUGUUGAAUACGCUUCAGGAUUUAUCUUGGAUGAACUAAUCGCAUUAGGCUGCAGGACUAUGAGCUAGAGGGUACAUUAGCCUACUGUUAAUAAAACAGUAUUGACCAAACUCAUGAAA